This is a messenger RNA of Labeo rohita (rohu), 1996 nucleotides long. RefSeq names its product gastrula zinc finger protein XlCGF8.2DB. Gene Ontology annotation, cellular component: nucleus. Gene Ontology annotation, molecular function: DNA-binding transcription factor activity, RNA polymerase II-specific; RNA polymerase II transcription regulatory region sequence-specific DNA binding. Bases 623 to 1486 code for a protein of 287 amino acids. The record is from RefSeq and is a predicted model, not a curated record. Gene Ontology annotation, biological process: regulation of transcription by RNA polymerase II. NCBI's taxonomy places the organism in Eukaryota, Metazoa, Chordata, Actinopteri, Cypriniformes, Cyprinidae. The transcript has 4 exons.
AGCAUUUCAAGUGUUUAAAUCGAUAGAAAACCGUUCAGGCAACUUUAUAGUUUUUAUAGGCUUUGUAAAAUUAAUCAUUUAUCAUUUAAUGUAACAUUGUAAUGUGCCAUUUAACAUUUCGCUCGUGAAUUAAGUUUAUUAUUCGGUCACUGGCAAGUAGUGAUGAGAGAAACGGAGGUUUUUAAAACUCCGAGUCAAAUGAACCAAACGAUUCACUGUUUUGAAUCGCUCGAAUCAGCGCACGAUGACGACACCUGCUGCUCAAAACAGUGAAAAUGUUGAACAACGAACACAAACGUGUAAUGACAACUUUUACAAACCAACUUUUACAAACCAACUUUAAAUGGUUUGAUGUGGAGUCUUUUAAAUUGUGCUGACUACUGAACUAGGGAGCUGAUUGAGACACACCCAGAUUAUGAUUAUAAAGAUGGCGUUUAUUAAAGAGGAGAGUGAAGACAUGAAGAUUGAAGAAACAUUCAGAGUCAAACAUGAAGAUACUGAGGAACAAACAGAUCUAGAUGGGUGGAGGUCCUAAAGAACGAGCAUUGGGUCCUAAAGAAGGCAAAUAAAUAACAAUAUUGACUUAAUUGCACUAAAAGAGGAGAGUCAGGAACUGAAUGAAAUGAAAGAGAAAGAUCAGAAUAAGGAACAUCAUGAUUUCAAACCUGAAGAAACAUCAAUUAGUUGCUCACAGAAUGAAAAGACUUCCUCACCAAAAAAAGCUCAAAAAACACAAACUACAAACCAUAAUUCCCACAUGAGAAUUCAUACUGGAGAGAGACCUUACACUUGCUCUCAGUGUGGAAAGAGUUUCACAUAUAAGGGAAAUCUUCAGACUCAUAUGAGAAUUCACACUGGAGAGAAGCCAUUUGGAUGUGAUCAGUGUGGAAAGAGUUUUACACAGAAAAAAAUCCUUAAUGUCCACAUUAAAAGUCACACUGGAGAGAAACCUUUCACCUGUGAACAGUGUGGGAAGAGUUUCUCAUUAAAUGGAAUUCUUCAGACUCACAUGAGAAUUCACACUGGAGAUAAUCCAUUCACAUGUGAUCAAUGUGGGAAGAGUUUUAAACAGACAAAUCAUCUUUAUGCACACAUGAGAAUUCACACUGGCGAGAAACCUUUCACAUGUGAUCAUUGUGGAAAGAGUUUCAGACAUAAAUUAACUCUUAAUAAUCACAUGAGGAUUCAUUCAAGAGAGAAGAAUAUCAGAUGUCAUCAGUGCGAAAGGAGUUUCACAGACACGAAUCACCUUAAGAAACAUGUUAAAAUUCACAUUGGAGAAGAGCCUUUCAUGUGCCAUCACUGUGGAAAGAGUUUCUCAAAUAAAGGAAACCUCAAGGCUCACAUUGGAGUUCACACUGGAGAGAAACCUUUUACCUGCAAACAGUGUGGAAAGACUUUCAGGCUUAAAGGAAACCUAAAGAUUCACAUGAGGAUUCACUCUGGAGAGAAACCAUUCACGUCUUCAUUCAUGUCUUCAGUGUGAAAUGAGUUUCUCGUAUAACAAAGACCUGAAACAUCAUUUGAAAACUCAUUCUGGAAAGAAAUUGAAAUUUUCCUCAAUGUGACAAGAGGUUUAGAAAAAGGGCCAAUUAAUAUCGGAACACAAUUCAAUUGUGGUCAGUGUAAUAAAAUAUUUUUUUGGCUGCUUCACAUAGAUGCAUGUGAAUGUUAUGUAAAUGGUGAGAUCCUGUUUGUGUUCCUUGUGUGUGACAAGAAAAAAUGCUGCGUGAAAUCAAGUCCAUACACUAUAGCUUUUUUUGCAUUCAUCUCUUUAUGCUUCACUAUAUAUUUUUUUGUAUUUUCUUUUGUGCAUAUGUACUCCUGUGUCCAUACCUGACCAUCUUCUUUGAAGUAGUUUAAAAAAUUCAGUGAUUUUGGUAGAUUCCCCUUUCAUUUUGACUAUGCAAAGUAUGUCACUUAAUUCCAUGUGUUGAUUCCUCUGAAGUAUUUAUCAAACUUGUACCUUGCUGUGAAAUGCAACAAUGUAACUGGA